Aedes albopictus (Asian tiger mosquito) is the source of this 3362-nucleotide messenger RNA. Its product is annotated as homeobox protein 10. Lineage: Eukaryota; Metazoa; Arthropoda; Insecta; Diptera; Culicidae. The record is from RefSeq and is a predicted model, not a curated record. The transcript has a single exon. The coding region runs from base 1422 to 3203 and encodes 593 amino acids.
AAUGGGCUACAUGCAACCUUUUGGAUUUGGAACACUUGCAUGUCAAAAUUUGUCCAGUCUAUCACGGGAAACUGUGAAUGGAAGCCUUAUUUUUUUUUAGUUUUUUUAGAUAGAAAUCGAUGCCGGGAACUAAACGUUUCGGCCCUUGCUUAAAGUUGACGGGCUCUGGAACUAAUAAAUUUGAGUUGAUAACCAAAUGUGUCACAAUUUGUAUUUGUAUUAUAUUAUAUUAUGUUUUAUGCUAUGAUCGGAAAGAAAAAAUUAGUGAGUUGGAAGAUAGAAAAAAAGGAAACUAUGUUUAUUGGCAUAACGCCAUUGGUUGCUUGGCAUAAUGCCGUAUGGCAUAAUAAUUACGCUAUUUUAUAAAGUUGCUAGGAUUAUGAUCUGCGUCGUAUAUAAAACCAGAGCAUUUCAUUUAUUUUCUCAAAAACUUGUACGUGUAAUAACCUAUUUAUUAUAGCUUUUGACAAAAUUGUUGUAAAACAUUUUUUGCUCAAAAACUGAUGACAGAUAUUUAGCACUUCCGCUAAGGAUUGGAAAAAAUGACGCACCCGGUGGAUGAUUUUUUGAAUUAUUUUUUACUUUCGCUUAUUUAUAGUAAAAUAUGGACUUUUUUCGAUUGGGAUACUAAGAGGAAACGUAAAUAAAAAUUAAACAAUUGACUUUUAAAUGCUACUUUUAGUUAAAGCCAAGUUAUGGUAGAAAUAAUUCAAAAGUGCGUCAAUUUUGGAUCCGCGCAAAUAUGGUACCUUUACGGUACAACUCAACGUAUUGGUUAAGAAAUAUGCGCCAAAAUGUGUCUUAACCCUUUCCUUCCCACGACUUUGAACGACUAUAUCUAUGCUAAUAAGCGUUUCCGAGAAAAGUGUUCGAACAAAUGUUAUUGUAAAUUGGCUAAAUUUUUCGAAAUCAAUGAAAAAAAAUUUGAUUGUAAAUCAAUAGGUUUUUGAUUGUUUAUCAAUAGUUCCACUAUUGAAACAAGUAGUUAGUAGUUGGAUCUACCUUAUGAGGUUCCAAUCAUAUUUUUAAAAUUAUUGCAUCAUAUUCAUCUAAUUCCAUUUGUCCCGAGUUCAUCGAAAAUCGAUGGUGCUCUAGAGCAACCAUGGGAAGUAGAGGGUUAAUUCAGGAAACGUCCGAUUCUUUGUGUUAUGCCAAACGGCAUUAUGCCGAUGUAAACUGUUUCCCAUACAAAUUAAGCCCUUUCCUGUUUAUAGUCUAUACCUUUAAACUUGAAAAAAGGUUUUCCAAAACAAAAUGGAUACCAGCGCUUCCAGAGCCAUCGUGGGUACAGCUUGGACCGUAACCUUUAGUUCCCUCGUCAACAUCGUGUGGGCGAUACAUCCUACAAACGGCACUAAUGUCGAAUCUCUUUGGUGUUACCGACAGCAUAAAUCCCUAAGAGCUAGCAACCAGUAUCCACCAUGAGUACUCCAGUUGCCGAUACCAAGUCAGCUGCAGAGGAGCAGGUACCGAAAGCAGAGGAUGAGCAGGAAACUUCUACGGCCUCCAAUGAGGACGUACAAGUGAAAGGUGAGAAAGGGGCUAGCCCAAAGCCCUCAACUGAUACUGCGGAACCGACUGCUGCAGAGGAGGUGGACUCGUCAUCGGACGAGACGAAACCUGAAGCUGCUUCCGGUGAAGAAGCCAAACCUGCUGAAGGUGAAAGUGACACCAAGGCGAAGGCCGACAACAAGAACCGCCGCAAUGGUGCCACUCGUAAGCGUUACAAAUGGUUGCUAGAACAGGGUUACUCGCCUGAGGAUGCCGCUGAGAAAGCCAAGGAACCGUUGAAGGUUCAAGAGCUGGAUGAAUACAAAAACCUCAGUGGCGCAGCGAAGAAGCGAUACAACUGGCUGCUAAAGAAUGGCCACAGCGACAUGGAAGCCCUCAAGAUGGCACGGGAGCCAAUGGGCGCCUCCAAACGCAAUCUCUCGGCAAACAGUGCUUCUCCUCCGAACAAGGUCAACAAGACGGGAGUAGACCCUGCCGGAGGAAUGGUGAUGGCAGUCGCCGUUAUGGACUAUCCCAACACGUCCUUUACCAAAGCACAGGCCAAUGAGUUUAAAUCGGCUAUCCUGAAGGAGGUUAUUGCCCAAAAAGACUCGGAACUGAAACCUCACUUCCAGAGCUGCACCUACGUUAAGGGGUAUCUGAGGGUCCACUGCUCGGAUGAGGAUACCCGUCGUUGGCUUCAGCGUGUCGUAGCGAAGCUGGCCGUUCCGGAAGGUAUGGCCAACUUGAAGAUUAUCGCGGAGAAGAAUCUCCUGAAGGGUGACAUCUACACCGGAUUCUUCCCCGAUAGCCGCAAGGACACCAACGAAGCCAUUCUGGAAUUUGUCGAGAGCCAGAAUGACAGCAUCGAUACUUCCAAGUGGAAGAUUCUGUCCCGGAAGGAGGUUCAGAACAAGCAAGUGGUUGAGCUGACGUUCACCUUGGAUAUGCCAUCUGCCAAGACCCUGCAGGGUCUUGGCUAUGAGUUGAACUACAAGUUCAACAAGAUCAAGAUCCGGAAGCAAACAAAGUCUGGUGAUAGCCCAGCAAAUCCCAACCAAAGACCUGUUGUAAACAUGGGUCCGCCGCAUGUGCGUGGACCCUUCCAACAGCAACUUCAGGGUCCCCAGAUGAACUUUAAUGUUUGGGAUAGAAACUAUGCUCAGAAUCGUGUCGGCAACAAUUUCAAUCGAUUCGACAACAUGCGGAACUCUUUCGGCUCCAGCAGCCAAGGGUUCGGUUGGAGCAACGGCGGCAAUUCAUUCGGAUUAGGAGGUGGAGCCAACAACAACAACAACAGCAACAACUCCUUCGCCUCGAGCAACCCCUUUGCCAAUGCCAUCGCAAGUGCAGGGCAACAACGUGGUGGAGGAUUCCAAUCGAACAGUGACCGCCCGUACAACAGCUUGAUCGAAAGUCUAUACGAUCAGUUGAAGCUUAUUGGCGGUGGAAAUGCCAACAAUAGCAACAUGGGCGGUGGCAACAACAGCAACACUAACUUUAACAACGCCAACAGCAGCAACUUCGGACAACGUCGUUCUGUCGGUGGUACCGGGGACAACGAUUCCGGCGCUGGCAGCAGCGUCAACUACCAAUGGGGUCGAAACGCCGGAAACCAAAAUUCCGGUCCUUCUUCCUAUUCUGGUCGUAGCAGCAACAACUACUAUGGUAAUAGAAGCUUCUUCACUACUACUCGAACUGGCUUCUUCUAAACAUAACUAAAGUAUCACAGUAUUCCUUUAUCAAUGUGGAAGUGCGACAAAUUUUCAUUCAAAUGCAUUAACUAUUAAGUAUUGGAAGUAAAAAUUUGACUCGAUAUAUACCAUAUUAUGACUUUGACUUUGAAUAAAUUUAAUGUAACCCUAACCAAA